ACUUCAUUAAAGUCAAAGUGACAUGACAGUAUCAGUAAUCUAACCUGAAAUAUUUUGUUUGUGAAAUAUUAAAAAACAAAGUAUUUAAAAAAAAAUAUGAAACUAUACAAACACUAACAAAGUGUAUAGAAAUUAAAAUGGCAAAAUUAUCAAAUCCUAAUGCCGCUAGACUUAACCCAUGUUUGAAGGAACAAGAACAGUCUUAUGAGUGUUUGAAUAAAAACGGCUUCGAUCAUGAAAAAUGUGAAAAGUAUUUCGAUAAUUAUAAUACUUGUAAAAAGUUCUGGGGUCAAGUCUCUAGAAAUAGGAGGUCAAAGGGAAUUCAGCCGUACUUACCCGAUGUUGAAGAAAGGGAAAAAAUAAAGGCAGAAUAUUUUAAGAAUGUUAUGGACAACUGACAUAUUUUAUUAUUGUAUAAAGAAUAGGAUAAUAUAAAAAUAUAGAGAAAUAUAAUUUAUUUUCUGAGUAUA
Molecule: messenger RNA, 470 nt
Organism: Galleria mellonella (greater wax moth)
Lineage: Eukaryota; Metazoa; Arthropoda; Insecta; Lepidoptera; Pyralidae
Product: coiled-coil-helix-coiled-coil-helix domain-containing protein 7
Exons: 3
Coding region: 138-398 (86 amino acids)
Source: RefSeq, a predicted model, not a curated record